AUGUCUGCGUCAAUUUCUGUUGUUGAUCAGUCAAUAGUUAGUGAAGACAUCAAUAAAACUGAAAACAUUAAUAGCAACAACACUGCUAAUUCUACUAAGCCGCCGCGUGGAAUUAAUUUUAAAGUUAUAUUUCAUCCUGGUUUACACGUGGAUCAUUGUGGGAAAUAUGGGAAUAGGAAAGUGUACCGUUUAAACGGUCAAGUAGGGCCUCAUGAAUCUCCAAUCAUAUUGACGGAUCCAAGAUUGACUACCACGCAGAGGAAGCCUCGACUGAGGCAAGAAUUAAAGCAGGGACUGGAAUUAACAGAAUUUCUGUAUGAUAAAAAUUCACGCGGUCCUCCACCACCCACAUCAAUUCUCCUCUCUAAUCUACCGGUGAUGAAAGAAAGCACAAUCAAGGCCAUGUUCCUAGAAUAUGGUCGAGAUCUGGACAUACAAUUAGAGAAUAAUCCGAUUACUGGCGGAUUUAUAGGCUUGGCGAGGAUUACAUACAUAGGGGAAAAUCCGAGAACUGCUGCACGGAGGGCCGUAGAAAAAGGAAAUGGACGGCGCAUUGGUAGUAACAAUGUAGUGGUUGAAUUUGACCCAGAUGGAUCCAAGUUAAGACAAUCAAAACAAAGAAAAAUUACACCAUCUUCACAUAAUAAUGAUGAUGACAUGGAGAUUGGUGACGCUCCGAUACCGCCAUCAAUACCACAACUGUCACCUCCAUCUUAUCCAUACAUAAUAUCCUCUUACGCUGUGCCGCCCAUCCAAAGAAUGAACGGAUCACCCCUUUCUUUAUACCCUAAUAGUCUGCCGAUGACGCAAACCAGAUUUUAUCCACAGAAAAGACCACCUGAGCGACCAUUCCAUACUUCGACUUCCUCUCCUCUUAACAAUAAACCAUAUUCUAAACAUGAUCCAAAUUCGCUUUACCAUUACAAUAAAGAGGACGGCGAAAUUGAUCCAUACUAUGAUGAUGAUCGAAGACAUGAUCAAUAUCGACAUCAACCGACAAUUUCACGUCCUAGAUCACGAGAAGAUGAUCUGCAUAUAUCCGGUAAUGACAUUAGAGAUCGUUAUGAUAGAUGGCAGGCGCCAAGUAGAAGAGACCUUGUUUACUCAGCACGUCCGCAGAUGAAUGAUGAUUGGUCUCGUGACAGCAACUAUAAACACCCACCGCCGCUGCCGCCUCCUGCCAAUCGAAGUCGAAAUCCGUCAGAACCUAGUUUUAGUCGAAAUAGAAGUCGUAGCAGCAGUAGAACAAGAGAAUCUUCUAAUAAACGUGCUAAAGAUCAAGAAAGGCCUUGUGAAAAUGAGGAUACUCAUCCGAAGCAUUACAAUAGCUUCGACACAUCCAAUAAAUCUUCUUGGUUAGUGACCAUAUCACAUUCGAGUCUACCUUUUUAUAAGGCGAAGAUAGUGGAUCUAAAACGCCAUUUUGGAUCCUAUAGUUUUGAGAGAAUAACUCAAGACGAUAAAGAAUGGUGUGUUUAUUUCGCAACAGAAUCCCAGGCUCGUCAUUUUUUUAAAGAAAAUAACAAGAAGCGGGUGUUUGAUUGUGAAAUCCACUUGAACCUUUAUCAUCAAAACAAAAAACUCGACCAUUCAUCUUCUUCAUCUCACUAUAGUCGAGAGAAACAGAGCAAAAGUAGUAUUUUGGUAUCAUUAUUGUCAUCACACAACAAUGCCGACAAUAUACAAAAAAGAGAAGAACAAUCUUUUAACAAUGCUCCUGUUCCGCCUCCGCAUCAACUGACAGACGUGUCUCAGAUUUUGCAGCAGUCCACCAAAAUACUCAUUGGCGAAUUAUCCGAGGUUUUUCAAAAGGAUAUAAAGAAUAAGUUUGUCGGCAAAUUCAUUUUUGAUUAUCUCACACCAAAGAUCCAAGAGCGAAAACAGCAGCGACUGACAAAAUUAAAAUCCAAGAACGAGGAGAAAAAGCAACAACCGGAAAUAGGUACUAGAGAAUUAUCUGAACUUGGGCCUUUUGAAUCAAAAUAUACAAUGUUGCAUUCUGCAAAGCUGCCCUCGAAAUCAAAUGGGAAUGGAUUGCGGGAUUAUGAUUUGAAAUUCCGAAAGAGUGAUAGUGAUUUCCGAGAUCGAAUGUCUAGUUAUAAUAAAGACCAAAAGAAGUCUUCAUCUACUGCUACCAUUCGUAGCAUAAAUAGUAAUAAAAGACCGCAUCCGAGCUCUAAAUAUGACAACAGCCGGUCUAGCAAAAAGAUUAAGGGCAGAAAAUCUCCUCUAUCAAAACGACCAGCUUUUGAAUUCACAGAUUCUGAGAGCGAAGACGAACAAGAAGAAAAGAAUGAAGAUCUAGCCACUUGUUCCAAUAAGCAAGAAGCGUCGUCUAGCUCUGAAGAAGGAGAGAUACACACAGACGAUGAACUAUUUCCAGAAAAUCAAAAAUCUCUACCCUCUAAACAAGAGUUACUCGAAAAAUCUAAACAUGCGCCUCUUAAAGUCGAAAAACCACGUCAUCAACAACAAAGAUUACGUGAUUAUUUAAGCGAGGAUGAUGACUCGGAUCCUAAAAAUUUUCUAGAAGAGUUCAAUAAACAUGAAUCUCAACGAGAACAAAAGAAUCAUUCUCCUGCUAAUGAAGAUUUAAUGAAUGUUGACAAAUAUGAACUUUUGACUGACGAUAUCAUCAAUAAAGUAGAUCGUCUGCCGAAGAGAAAAAAGAGACGUUUAUCGAAUCAGUCUUCAAAGACAAUAAAGCGGCUUACCAAAAGUAUUGAUUUCACCAGCAGCGAGAGUGAGGAGGAACCUGAAUUAAAACACAAGAAUGACACUGCUGUUAAGUCUACCAAGAAAAUCGUUAUUCCUAUGUUCAAAACAUUAGUUAUUACACAUACUGGUAGCGGUAAUGAUUCUAAAAGAAUAUCUUUAAUACAUCUGGACAAUAAAUCAAUAAUUCCUCCCAUUAAAUCAGAAGAGAAUAAUGAGCCAACUUUAGUGCUUACCGAUAUUGCUGAUGAGAGUGAAAAGAAUAGCUCAGAAAGUGAUCUUGAGGAUAGAGAAGAAAUCGACUCUGAGUGUCAGGAUGAUGAUAAAGCUAACUCAACAAGUGGUGACAAUAAAAAUAAUGAAGACGAUGAUAAUGUUGCAAUCGGUUAUGCUUCUGAUAAUGAAGCCGACAUUGAAUUUACAGAUACAUUUGAAUCCGCAGUUCCAAUGAGCAUAGAUCCAUACGAAUCGGUUGAGGAAUCUGACUUCGAUGAAGAAGAAGCUGAAGAACCUUCAUCUCCUGGUGAAGUCUGA
Ambispora leptoticha is the source of this 3249-nucleotide messenger RNA. The record is from the annotation of a GenBank genome assembly. Lineage: Eukaryota; Fungi; Glomeromycota; Glomeromycetes; Archaeosporales; Ambisporaceae.